AUGCCCGACGACUACAAAAAGCAGAAUCUCUGGCUCGAGAAGCAUCUCCUCAAUUCAACCCAGUCUCCAAUUCAUCGCAGUCUUCAAUUCAUCGCAGUCUUCAAUUCAACGCAGUCUUCAAUUCAACCCAGUCUCGAGUUCAACGCAGUCUCUAAUUCAACCCAGUCUCCAAUUCACCCCAGUCUCCAAUUCACCCCAGUCUCCAAUUCAACGCAGUCUUCAAUUCAACGCAGUCUCCAAUUCACCCCAGUCAAUUCACCCCAGUCUCGAAUUCAACCCAGUCUCGAGUUCAACCCAGUCUCGAAUUCAACCCAGUCUCGAAUUCAACCCAGUCUUGAAUUCAACCCAGUCUCGUAUUCACCCCAGUCUCGAAUUGAACCCAGUCAAUUCACCCCAGUCUCGAAUUCAACCCAGUCAAUUCACCCCAGUCUCGAAUUCAACCCAGUCAAUUCACCCCAGUCUCCAAUUCAACCCAGUCAAUUCACCCCAGUCUCCUCCAAUUCACCCCAGUCAAUUCACCCCAGUCUCCAAUUCACCCCAGUCAAUUCACCCCAGUCUCCAAUUCAACGCAGUCUUCAAUUCACCCCAGUCUCCAGUUCAACCCCGUCUUCAGUUCAGCCCCGUCUUCAAUUCAACCCAGUCUCCAGUUCAACCCUGUCUUCAAUUCAACCCAAUCUUGAAUUCAACCCAAUCUCCAAUUCACCCCAGUCUCCAAUUCAACCCAGUCUCCAUUUCACCCCAGUCAAUUCACCCCAGUCAUCAAGUUUCAACCAUCAAGAAUCAAGAUUCCAUCACUCUCGAGUUCAAAUUCCACUCCCAACACGAUGA
This is a messenger RNA of Drechmeria coniospora, 828 nucleotides long. RefSeq lists its product as uncharacterized. The coding region runs from base 1 to 828 and encodes 275 amino acids. NCBI's taxonomy places the organism in Eukaryota, Fungi, Ascomycota, Sordariomycetes, Hypocreales, Ophiocordycipitaceae. The transcript has a single exon. The record is from RefSeq and is a predicted model, not a curated record.